Molecule: messenger RNA, 1554 nt
Organism: Phytophthora sojae
Lineage: Eukaryota; Oomycota; Peronosporomycetes; Peronosporales; Peronosporaceae
Exons: 1
Coding region: 1-1554 (517 amino acids)
Molecular function (GO): protein binding
Source: RefSeq, a predicted model, not a curated record
AUGUCGGCGGCGCGCAGGCAGAUCUCGCAGGAGACGUUCGACGAGUGCGUGGCCGAGAAUGUGGAGGAGUUCGACAUGUCGCUAGAGGAGGCGGUGGCCGACGCCGUGCAGCAGUUCGGGUCGCAGGGCGUGGACCUGUCCAACAUCAUCAAGAGCGGCGCGGCGCAGUCGGCCGACGGGCAGGAGCCGCUGCCUGCGCGGCUGAAGCGGCUCAUCUCGGAGCUGCAGGAGCUUUCCAAGCUCAAGAGCGAGCAGGAUCAAGUGCUAAACCUCGUUACCGAACUGCAGAGCGUCUGUGAGGAAGUUCCUGAGGCUCGCGUGGUGGCAGGACGCAACGAUGCGGUGGAUACGCUGCUGGCUCUGCUGGAUUCGGACGCGGCCGCUGUGGUGGCGUCUUGCAGCAAUUUGUUGGCGCUGUUGUGUGCAGACAGCACAGACAACCAAGACUUCGUUGGCGUUGCCGGUAUGCAGCGACUUGUGGAGGUCGUGAGGCGUCAGCAGGAGGACGUGGACACUUUGGUGCGAGUGUUGGUGCUGGUGAAGGCAGCGUGUGUCAAGCACGAGGGCAACAAAGCGCACUUUACAAAGGCAGGUGGAGCCGAAGCACUGUGCGGGUAUUUGGAACGAGCUAAGGACAACGAUAUGCUGUCCAAGCACUUGGCGCUGUGCUUCCGAGUGCUCACUAUCAACGACGACCCGCGCGCGACGUUCUCACAGGCGCAGGAUACCAUCAAGGCCCUCAUCGAGCGCGACAUCAUCCCGUACAGCUUAGAGGUGCUACGUCUAGUUGGGAGGAGCGAUUCGACAGCACAGGAGUUGAACGCAUCGCCUGAUCUACUUGUGAACUGGCUUGCAGUGCUCAAGCAACUUGCCGUGACGGAGGAGAACUGCCAGCAGAUCGCAGAUCUGGACGGAUUGACCACCGUGCAAGAAGUCAUGCAGGCUUUCGAGCACAGCGCGCCUGUGGCCAAGCGCUGCAUCACGGUUUUCAGGAAUGUAUCAGCGGCGGACGAUCUAAAGCGCGCGAUUCUGCAGUCUGGAGGCGUGGAGCGGACAUUGCUAGUCAUGCAGCGGCAUGAGGCAGAUGCAUCGAUUCAGCAGAACGCUUGCGCCACGCUAGCUGCAAUUGCGCUCCGCUCUCCAGAAAACAGUCGCGCGCUAGUCGAGCUCGGGGCAGUCCGGCAAAUCUCGCGCGCCAUGCAGGCUCACCGUCGUGACGUAGCUGUGCUGCGCCAAGCAAGUCUGGCCGUGCGCAACAUGGUAGCACGGAGCGUGGAGCUGCGCUCACGCUUCCUGCAAGACGAACCAGAAAUCGAGCCGCUGCUUCGUGAGGCACAGCAAUACCGCGGGUGCGGCGAUGAAGCCUACGCAGCGCUCCGUGACCUGGGCUGCGAUAUUCAGCUGUCUUCUUUCGGUGCGGCUGCGGCCUCUGCUGCCGCCUCCGGAUCCGUCAAGGCACCCAUGCUCAAACCGCGCUUCAACCCUGUCCAGGUCCAGUCCAACCAGUUGCUCGACAGCGUCGAGGAAGCUGCGGAAGCACCGUUCGCCCAGUAG